This is a messenger RNA of Theobroma cacao (cacao), 1307 nucleotides long. NCBI's taxonomy places the organism in Eukaryota, Viridiplantae, Streptophyta, Magnoliopsida, Malvales, Malvaceae. The record is from RefSeq and is a predicted model, not a curated record.
ACUUUCUCCUCGUUUCUAUCUCUCAAUUUUAUUUGUUUUUUUUCUUCUUACUGCACAGUUUCCUCAUCAAGAUGAGUUGAAAGAAAUUCUUCUUCAGUGAAAGUAUAGUGGAAAGUUGAAAAGUGUUUGGUUUGGUCCUCUAGACAUGGGUCCUUUUACACUGGCCAUUGACACCAAGAGCUCUUCUAUUGUCUCUUCAGAUGUAUCCAAUAGGAAGAUCCAAAACUUACAGCUGGAAACAAGAAAGUGCUUUGCAUCAGUCAGCAUGGAAGAGGAAAAACCUUUCAAUUUCCUACGUAUUCUAUUUGAGGGUAUCAUAGCAGGAGGUACAGCUGGUGUUGUGGUUGAAACGGCUUUAUACCCAAUUGAUACGAUAAAGACACGGCUGCAGGCAGCUCGUGGUGGAGGUAAAAUAGUUUUGAAGGGGCUUUAUUCUGGAUUGGCUGGGAAUCUUGCUGGUGUCCUACCGGCUUCUGCCUUAUUUGUUGGUGUCUAUGAACCUACAAAACAGAAACUAUUGAAGCUCUUCCCUGAAAACCUUAGUGCUUUUGCUCACUUGACUGCUGGGGCCGUAGGAGGAAUUGCUGCUUCACUUAUUCGUGUUCCAACUGAGGUUGUAAAGCAAAGGAUGCAGACUGGGCAGUUUACUUCUGCUUCUGAUGCUGUUCGUCUUAUUGCAUCAAAGGAGGGAUUUAAGGGUCUUUAUGCGGGUUAUGGAUCUUUUUUAUUACGAGAUUUUCCAUUUGAUGCCAUUCAAUUCUGCAUCUACGAGCAACUCAGGAUUGGUUAUAAGGCAGCGGCUCGGCGAGAUUUAAAUGAUCCUGAGAAUGCUAUUAUUGGUGCUUUUGCUGGUGCAUUAACAGGAGCAAUAACAACUCCUCUUGAUGUUAUCAAGACAAGGUUAAUGGUUCAGGGAUCUGGAAACCAGUAUAAGGGGAUCUUUGAUUGUGUUCAAACAAUUGUUAGGGAGGAAGGGCCUCCUGCUCUUCUUAAGGGCAUUGGACCAAGAGUCCUGUGGAUUGGUAUCGGCGGUUCAAUCUUUUUUGGCGUCCUUGAAAGCACGAAACGGUUCCUUGCACAGACGCGUCCGCCACCCAGUCAACACUCAAAACAUGAUUAGAAUUUAUUGACUGGGCGAAAUAACUGCUUCAUAUUUCACUGUUUUUAACAUUUUUUACGGUUCAAUAUCGACAAUAAAAGGGGAAAAUUUUUUAGUGAAGAACAAGCUAAGAUAGAGCUAUCUAUAUAUGCUUUCUGCUGCAAGAAGCAGGACAUCAACAACAAAGAAGGAAGCUGCUUUUAUUUUA